Molecule: messenger RNA, 1332 nt
Organism: Didymodactylos carnosus
Lineage: Eukaryota; Metazoa; Rotifera; Eurotatoria; Philodinida; Philodinidae
Source: the annotation of a GenBank genome assembly
AUGAACCAGGCGACGAAUGAAUUUGAUAAAAUUAUUAAUAGUUGGAGAACAAAACUUAUUCAGCUGAUCGAUGAUUUAGCCAAUAAUGCAUUAAAACAACAAUUAAAUUAUUUAGAUGAUGUGUAUGAGGAAUAUCACGAUAAUAAUACGCUAAGAAGAGAAAUGAUAGUUUAUCAGCAAGUGGAAAAUGAAUUAAAAAAUAAGUUAAAUGAAGAAACUACUAAAAAGUUUCUUAAUUACGAUAAUGAUGAAGAAUAUGGUAAUGAAUCGAACAAUGAAAUUAAUAGAAAUAAUAAUAAUAGUCCAAUUUUAAUUGGUCCACAAAUAUUAAUAACUGACGAAAAUAGUGCAUCACAUGUUGAUAAUUCGAGUGAUGACAGUGAUCGACCACCACGUUUAAUUCUAUCACAAAUAUCUGUUACUGAUGAAGUAGAUGCUGAUCUAUGUGUCCACGUUAAACAGAGUGAAUUUGGUACUAUAUCGUGUGAUGAAGACAAAUUUUAUGGUUCUAUUGCUGGUCAUGGUAAUGAAUUAGUUUAUUUUCAGUUUGAUAAUAUAACAAAAAAAGCACAUUUAACGGUUGUACCAGGUAUACAGAACACAGAUCAAAUACGUACUUAUGACUUUCAACAAUUUGUUAGAGAUAUGGAAUAUUCCACAGUAUUAGACUGCUAUCUAUGUGCAACCGCCGCAAAAUAUAAGUGUAGAUUAUUUAAAUUUUAUUCACAAACAGGUUAUACUGUUGAAUGGAUUAAUUUCACUGAAUUUCGUCCACAACACCGUAAUGAAAUAUUGAAACGAAUAUUUUGUACCAAGAAUAGGAUUUAUUUAAUAUUUUGGAAUGAAGGACGAACUGAUGAAUUAGUUCUACUUGAUUAUAAUAAAAAUAAAAUAGACUGUAAACUGAUAAAUGAUUUGAUCCAAGAUGAAAAUUGCGAAAUAAGUGAUAUUAGCGGUCCAGAUAAUGAUAAGCAGUUAGCAUUAGCAUAUAGAGAUAAACAAAAAUUUGGUAUUUAUAUAUAUCAAUGUUUAAAUUCAAUAUGGUUGCGUAUAAAGAAAGUUUACUUAGAUGAAAUCGAUGACACCCCAUAUUUUUCUCCAAGACUUUGUUGGUUGAAUCAGUUAGAUCUUUAUUCCAUUAUUGAUUUUAAAUCUGGUGAUAUGAUAAUGAUGAACUGUAAAGGUGACUUGAAGGGAAAACGUUCGUUUAUUUGCUAUUUAAAUGUUGAUAGACCAGAAAUAAGCCCAAUUAAUGUAUGUUCACCAAAGAACAAAAACUGGUUGGCGAUUCGUUAUGAAAAACUAAUUAGCAUUCAUCAACUUAUUGAUUAA